CGGAAAUCUCGCGAGGCCAACGACAACGACGCCAGCAGCCGGCAGCCAUCGACACCUAACAACACAGUCGGAGGAAAUAAAUCAAGAUGCGUACCUACGACGACACCUUCUCCGGCACGAAGAUCUAUCCUGGAAAGGGUAAGAUCUACGUCCGCGGCGACAGCAAGAUCUUCCGUUUCCAGAAGGGCAAGUCCGAGUCCCUGUUCCUCCAGCGCAAGAACCCCCGCCGUAUCGCAUGGACCGUCCUCUUCCGCAGACAACACAAGAAGGGUAUCUCCGAGGAAGUCGCCAAGAAGCGCUCGCGCCGCACCGUCAAGAGCCAGCGUGCCAUUGUCGGCGCCUCGCUCGAUGUGAUCAAGGAGCGCCGCACACAACGCCCCGAGGCGCGUGAGGCUGCCCGCAAGGCCGCCAUCGCGUCCGGCAAGGAGAAGAAGUCCGCUGCCGAGUCGGCAAAGAAGGCCAACAAGGCCAAGACCGCUGCGAACGCUGCCAAGGGAGGAUCGAGGAUCACGAGCAAGCAGGGCUCCAAGGGAGCUCAGGCUAAGGUGGCCGCCAACACCCGCUAAAUCGUUGGGACGAUGGGUUUGGGACUACUCGGGCUGGGAAUUUUUACGUGAUACGGGGCUUGCUGGAUGCGCAUAGUAGCUGUUGUAGCUGUUGUUCAAUGCAAGUCUGAUACGUGUAUGCGGGACU
Pseudogymnoascus destructans is the source of this 693-nucleotide messenger RNA. RefSeq names its product 60S ribosomal protein L24 (gene RPL24). The transcript has 3 exons. Gene Ontology annotation, cellular component: cytosolic large ribosomal subunit. The coding region runs from base 87 to 566 and encodes 159 amino acids. Gene Ontology annotation, molecular function: structural constituent of ribosome; mRNA binding. Lineage: Eukaryota; Fungi; Ascomycota; Leotiomycetes; Thelebolales; Thelebolaceae. Gene Ontology annotation, biological process: cytoplasmic translation. The record is from RefSeq and is a predicted model, not a curated record.